Messenger RNA from Anopheles maculipalpis, 1854 nucleotides. Its product is annotated as fork head domain transcription factor slp2-like. The record is from RefSeq and is a predicted model, not a curated record. Lineage: Eukaryota; Metazoa; Arthropoda; Insecta; Diptera; Culicidae. The transcript has 2 exons. The coding region runs from base 1 to 1854 and encodes 617 amino acids. Gene Ontology annotation, molecular function: DNA-binding transcription factor activity, RNA polymerase II-specific; RNA polymerase II cis-regulatory region sequence-specific DNA binding. Gene Ontology annotation, biological process: anatomical structure morphogenesis; cell differentiation; regulation of transcription by RNA polymerase II.
AUGCAUCCCGCAGCAAUGGCAUCUCCACUGGACCUACGGCCGUCGGGAUUACUAUCGAUCAGUACGUCAUCUCCUUCGCAUGCCUCAUCGGUGGGCAGCAGUUCUUCGAUUCUGAACGAUAAUGCAGCAAACCAAUCGCAACCGCACCAUUACUAUACUGCCGGCCAACAUCAUCACCACCAUCAUCACAAUUCGACCAUUCAGACCCAUCAGAGCCAGACUCCGUCGGGGAACAGGUCUAGUGCAGCAAGUCGUAACCGUUCGCGAAGUAGUUCCAGUUCCGAAAAUGGAACGUCCGGUGGUACACAGAAUCAACCCGAUACGGACACCGGUGGAAAUGGGGCUGGUGGGGAGGGUACAGCGUCCGGGAGUGGAAAAUCCGGUAGCCAUCGUUCACAGAGUCUUGUGAAGCCUCCGUAUUCGUAUAUUGCGCUUAUCACGAUGGCAAUACUACAGUCGCCACAGAAGAAGCUGACGCUAAGUGGGAUCUGCGAAUUUAUUAUGACACGGUUUCCAUACUACAAGGAAAAGUUUCCUGCCUGGCAAAACUCCAUCCGACAUAACCUCAGCCUGAACGAUUGUUUCAUCAAAAUUCCGCGCGAACCUGGCAACCCGGGCAAGGGCAACUUCUGGACACUAGACCCGCUCGCAGAGGAUAUGUUCGAUAAUGGGAGCUUCCUAAGGCGCCGCAAACGGUACAAACGUACCACGCUCGCCCAGAGUAUGGGUUUCCCGGGUGUGUUUGCACCGUUUGCACCGUUCUGGAUACGAAAGCCGGUCCCCGUGAUACCGAUGCAUCAGUUCGGUCCUGCACAUGCGGCGGCAUCCGCUUCGGUGGCAGGAUUUGGUGCAGACGGACCAGGAGGACCGUUGGGAGCAUUGGGACCGGGCCGGCCAGGUGAUUUUCUGCUCGACAGUAAGCUCAAUCUGUUUGGUGCGGUCAAGAUGGACGAUCUUAAUGUGGCCAUGAUGGAGAACAGUGAUUUUCUGCAGCGGAACGUUGAUAGUUUGAAGAUUUCGAGUGCUAUGAACAAGUUUUUCCACGGUUAUCAUCAAGGACAGGCGGGAGGUAGUGGACCGUUGAUAGAUCUUUACGAAGAUGGACCACCGCCACAUCCUGCCAGUCUCGGUGUGCAUCCGGCGUGCAAUGGUGGUCUGGUGCGAGAAGCAAUAUCCUAUCCAUAUGGUGGACAUAAGCUUGCUGCUACCCGCAUUGGAGAUCCGGAGCCAAACGGAGGCGAUCGGAGAGGUGAUUAUGCGGAAGACGAGCACAUCUCGGCCGAUCUCGAUAUAUCGAGCGAUGAUCGGAUCGAUGUGGAGAGUGAGGAUGAUUAUAAAUCUCCAGCAGAUCGGGGUCCUGCUGGAUCGCUAAGUUACCAUGAGAUGCUGCUAAAUGGCCGCAAGUCUAUCGCUGUGGAAGUUCCUUCAAACUCGCACCUGUCAGGUACAUCGGGCUCACCAACCACCCAUCCUGCAGCACCUUCACCAACGAUCGAACCAACCGUGGACUACUCCCCACACUGUAGUCCAUCGCGAACGGUUCGCGACUCAGACGAUUACUACAUCGAAGAAGACGAACAGUCGGACAAAGCAAGUAGCAGUGGAGGUUCCGUUGAGGAACCACCUACCAAGGAACGCCAUGGACACUUUUACACCGAGCUACAACCAUCGAUCAUUCCUACCGAACCACUGCACGGACUGCCAGACGCGGAGUCCGCUAGUCCCGGGUAUGCGGACACGACGAAACUGCUCGAUGGCAACGAACCUGCGUUUGCGUCCCGUAAGCGUAAAUAUGGCAACACGAAGGGAUUCAGCAUAGAGAACCUCAUCGGUUGUAGUGUGGAGGAUAGAUGA